CGCAACGUGGGGGGGAAGGGUACCACGUAAGAUAGUCCCGCCGGCGCGUCUGUCGCCUCACAUGCCCAAGGUCUCGACAGUGUUUGUUUUAGGCUGUAUCUAUGCUUCAUAUUCAAGACUUAGAUCGCGGCCUUGGCUGUAGUAUCUGCUUCAAAGAAAUGGAUUGAGCUCGUAGCACGCUUGCACAUGUCGGCUGUGACUGUCCUGAUCGCCGCAGGGAGUCCAGGGGAAUCCCACCUUCUCCCAGCCCACCAUCUGUACACCGUCUCAACCUCCGAAGUACUUCCUCUUGCUCAACACACAUCUGCAGGGUCAAACAAAUUGGCACGUGCCCAUCUGGGCUGCUGUCCCGCAUUGUAAUAAAGACGUGGUGAGUACCCAUCUAACCUCCCGCCAACGGCAUCUGGCAAUAUCCUCCCCUUGAGCCUUAGCAUGGGUCCCACCCUCUUCUCCGAUGGCCUUCCUACUUCCCUGGCGGACCUCCUCUCCAACACCUUGAUCCUGCGCCAAACUGCUCCCUACCUCCCAGUGUCCUCCCUCCGCAACCUGUCAAGGACAUCCAAAGCUCUCCACCACGUCAUUUACCAAUCACCCGAAGCCUUCCGCUACCUCGACCUCUCUCCUGUCAAGUCGGCCGUUGUUCCUAUCGAUGGACCCCUCGAUGUCGGUGGUAUCAGCUGGCGUACUGAGCGCAUGGACGAGGCCCUCUCCGAAGACGACUUCUAUUCUGGCCCACUUCGAGGCAUCUUCUCUAGGCUCGACAAGUUCAAGGUUCUACGCAAUGUACACACAUUGGUACUCGACGGCCUUAGUGUGACGGCCGAACUCGUGAAGGAGCUUCUCACCGAAGAGCGAUACAACGUGCGCAUCCUCUCUAUCCGGGAGGUCAAGCAUCUGAAUGAGAGGAAGCUUCAGCAGUAUCUGAGAUAUGCAGUCCGCCCUUCGAGGCGCGCGGGAACACCUCGAGUCAAGGGUAUCUACCUCUUCGGACCGCGCGACCCUACGCCGCUCCCUGCAUCACCUACGACAAAGGAGCCUGCUACAGCUGCCUCCCGAGGCUUCAUGUCUUCACAGGGAGCUCAGAUCAGUGCUGAGUGGAACCAAAAGUCAACAGAGGCAUUGAAUGCUGCGCUGGCGCGGGUCGAGGACAAGUGGUAUCAGUCUUCCGGGAAGAUGACAUCAAAGAGGCCAUCUCCAGAGUGGGCAGAGAUUCUUCAAGCAUGCGAAGGCAUCAUUGCCUUCGAUGCCGUUCUUUGCAGAGGCCCACGCCACGAUCCAAGCAAAGCGUACGUCAGAGAAGGGAUCGCUGAUGGUCAUUUGCAUCCUGCUUCGUUCCUCAGGCCUACGAUUGCGACGGUCGCGCUGGGAUCAGCUGGUUGCGAGUCUUGUCACUCUUGUCCUGAGGGCCCAGCAGUGUUUGGAUACUCUGCAACGUCUCAGUUCCCUCUUCUUAGCCCAGUUCCACUCCAUGGAAGCUCCGUUCGCGCUGCACAAAUACCACACACGGUGGAUGGGUCCCCACCGCCAGCCUUAUACGUACGAUGCGAGGACUGUCUCAAGGGCCGCUGGUGUGAGAGGUGCCACAAAUGGUGGGACGAGGACUGUUAUGCCGGAUCGAUUAUCGCUCAGCGUACGGAAUUACAACAGACUGAGCUUACGGAGAGCCUCCAAACCAAUGGGACUAGCCAUCUCAUUCCAAAGCAAACCAUCAAGGUACAUAACUGCCUGGCCGAAGAGAUGAUGAAAGGCUCAGGGAGCAACGGAAUGUGGGAAUGAAAGGAUUUACCUUGGCGCGCGAGGGGCGCUGGUCCCACCAUGAGGCCGUUACGAUGUAGUUGGAUUCCGGAAACCAGUCGUCCUGACUGGCCGUGGAGCCUGGCUAUUGGAUAACUGCACCUGGAAACCAGGCACUUGCGCGCCAAGGUAUGUGCUCAUUCUGUCAAGUAGAAAUUUGCUGACGCGAACAAACGCAGAUUAUCGGAGUAAGACGCGACUGCUUUGGCUGUGGCCACACAGUACGAUAUGAACAUACCCUCUCAAAUCAUGCAAUCUAAUGUCUGAUAGUGCAUAAGCUGUAAAGAACUCUUCAUUCGGGCGUGUACGAAAUGCCGAAACGAGUACUGCCGCGAAGACAAUGAUGCUUCAUCUGCAACUA
Molecule: messenger RNA, 2155 nt
Organism: Cucurbitaria berberidis CBS 394.84
Lineage: Eukaryota; Fungi; Ascomycota; Dothideomycetes; Pleosporales; Cucurbitariaceae
Exons: 1
Coding region: 433-1776 (447 amino acids)
Source: RefSeq, a predicted model, not a curated record